ACAGUUUAGUUACCUUUGCUCAAACAUUUAAGUCUCAUCCCAGGAAGGUUCUGGAGUUAUGAAACCUAGUAAAAAAUUUUUGAAUGAACUACUAUACCUAGAUAUUGAUGAGAGUAAGCGACCUCCCAUUACCAAAAAUGAAAUUGAAAUUUUGCUUUCAUGUGAUCCGUGCGAGGAAGUAUAUAAGGUAUUAGGUGACCUGGCUCGUAAAGGUGCGUUCAACACUAAUUUAACCGAAUUGACAAAAGUUUGUACCGAUUUGACUCUGUUUCUAAUUUCAAGAAUGCAAGAUGUCAACAGAUAUUUUAUGGUCGAGGCAGGAGCAAUUGAAUCAGUAGCUGAGGGAUUGAAGCACGGAAACGAAGAAUUAGAUUUGAAUGCGUUGAGAGUUAUUGCCAAUCUUUGCUAUGACAAUGAUGAGGGGCGAAGCAGAGUGAAAAAGAUGCCUGGGACGCUGGAGUUAAUCGCCAAUAUGCUUUGGUCGAAACGUAUAGAUAAGCUGCGCAUUGCGAUUGGCUGUAUUGCGAAUCUGUCUUCGGAUACAGAGGACAUUUGCGGAUUUUUUUUACAAUAUCCGAACGCGCUCGAUCGGCUCAUUGAGCUCGGCAAUUACGAACUGAGUGAAGUAUCGACCAUGGCGCUGCAAGCACUUGGAAACCUUGGAUGCACAGAGUCUCAAUGCGACCAGAUUUUUAAAGCAGGAGGGUUCCACAUGGCUAUCGAGUUAUUAAAAAAUCCAGACUUGAACACAAUACGUGAGGCCUUGUACGUGACAAGCUCGUUGAUCGCUUCAAAGGAGGUCGCGGACUACUUUUUCGAACAAGACGGUAUUCAGAUACUUUAUCAGUGUAUCACUCGGUAUGAGAACGCUGGCUUUGAUAAAGACCCACAAGAUGUCAAAGACGCCAUCAAGAAGACUUUUGACUUUCUAAUAGAUAUAGCCGAAAACCGACAUUAUCAUACUCACUUCGCCGACGAAUCGCUGAUCAACCAGCUGUUCGACUGGGUCGACCACUCCUCUUGUUCAGAAAUUGUCGAUAUGUCGGCUGGCGUCAUUCGUCGUAUCUCCGUCGAAAGCGACAUCAGAGACAAGAUAUACCCGAGAAUACCAAUUUUGAUGGACUGGUUGAGAAAUUCAGACAAGUAUGAAGUUAAAUUGACAGCAGCUGUCACUUUGGGGAGUUUCUCCCACGACGACAAGAGUAGUUCUGAAAUGAUUGAAAGGGGCAUACCUGAACUUCUGCUUGAGGUCCUUGAUUCUCAGAUGAACGUUCUCAAAGCCAAGAGCCAAUCACUCACAGACGCUGCCAUAGCAUCUGAGAAUGAAAACAAGGUACUUCGAUUGAAGCAUGUAUGUGUGUGUAAUCUCAGAAACUUGAGUUUUUGUGCUAGCCAUAAAAAGAUUUUAUUAGAUCAGGGUUUAAUGAAAUUUUUUCCGGACUUGUUUCGAGAAAAAAAUGAAGUUCUCGCCCAUGCGUCUAUUUUGCUGCUGAAAAAUCUCCUCUUUGCUGGUCAAGUAUCUAUCGAUGAGCUAGCAAAGCACGAUCCUCAAUUUGAAUCUCUGCUAAAUCUAACUCAUGCCGGUGAAGGACAAAAAUGUGACCAUGUCUUUUACGAAGCAUCUAGAGCCGUUAACGUCUUAAUACAGAAUGCCGAUUCCAGCUUCAAGAUUCGUAUAAUCAGAGAUCCAGUUAUCGGCAGAAAAAUUUUAGCGGCCAUUAACAAUCUCGUACAAAGUAAAUACGACAUAUUGCAAAACGAAGGAAUAGAAUCCUACCUGAGCAUAUUGCAAUUUGACUCUCUAAGAGAGAGCGUUUUGAGCGAACUGCAUCGGCUGCUGCCGAAUUUGACCCAAAAACUAACCGAAAUACUCGAAAACCGAAUUACCAAUGACUCGAGCAAAAAGGACUCAGAUGAAAAUACGGAAAAUGACCAAAAAAAAAUCAAAAUGUAUGAGUCAUGCUCAAGACUUCUAGAAAUCCUCUCAAAUGGGGAAACAUCAAAAGGAUAAAUCGAAAAGCUGAACAUGUUUUUCACAAAACCAAGAGAAAAUUUUAAAGCGUCUAGAGUAUUUGAAAAAGCCCUAUUUCGAUAAAAUGCGCAUUUUUUAAACUGAA
Schistocerca gregaria is the source of this 2117-nucleotide messenger RNA. Its product is annotated as rap1 GTPase-GDP dissociation stimulator 1-A-like. Gene Ontology annotation, cellular component: cytosol. The transcript has 3 exons. Gene Ontology annotation, molecular function: guanyl-nucleotide exchange factor activity; protein binding. Bases 59 to 2011 code for a protein of 650 amino acids. NCBI's taxonomy places the organism in Eukaryota, Metazoa, Arthropoda, Insecta, Orthoptera, Acrididae. The record is from RefSeq and is a predicted model, not a curated record. Gene Ontology annotation, biological process: positive regulation of GTPase activity.